UUCAAUGAAAAUUUGAGCUGACCUGCCAUUUCGGUCAAUUCGGAAAAAUUGUCAUCCUAACUUAAAAGUCAUGAGUGGAGAAUUUCUGUGCAUUUACUUUAUUUUCUGGCUCAGUGUGAAUUUCGUCGGCUUCAUUCUUGUACUAAACUAUUUUUCUACUCUUACCAACAUAGACUAAGCCAUUGGAAAUUAUAUUACUUGAAAUUGUCGAAAGUUGAUUUCAAUAUGAGUGACUUAAACCGUCACUGUCUUAGCAAGGAACCGGACACCAUAGGGGACUCUAACAAGGUGAAUUCCUCAGAAAAGAAGAAAGAUUAUUUUUUUGAUGACCUAGCAAAAAACGCGGUAUCGCAAAUUGACGAGGUGAAUGUUCCUUCUCCAGAUGGGGAUUCGAAGAUACCAGGAUUGCCGGCGAAGAAGGAAGAAUCAGAUGCUCUUGAAGAUAACGCUUCGCGUUUUAAAAAGAUCGGAGAAAUUGUCAAAUUGAUUAAUCUUCAAUUGAAGGUUAUUAACGUGACGUACGCCCCUAAGACCCUCGAAGAAUAUUUCAUUGCCCAGCGUCAGAAAAAGCUCUGGAGGAUGCGUCGCAGGGAGAGACGUGCUGCCCAGAAGGAUAAGAACUCCCACUAGACUAGUCCCUGCUCCUUUUCGAUUUUUGAGUUCAUUUCUCAUAUCAGGGAUUUUAUAAUAUGUAUUUGUAUUUCGUAGUGCAAAUAUAAUUUUGAUCAGACGCUAUAUCUGCUUCUCUCCCCCUUUCAA
Drosophila eugracilis is the source of this 759-nucleotide messenger RNA. RefSeq lists its product as uncharacterized. Lineage: Eukaryota; Metazoa; Arthropoda; Insecta; Diptera; Drosophilidae. The record is from RefSeq and is a predicted model, not a curated record. The transcript has 2 exons. The coding region runs from base 226 to 630 and encodes 134 amino acids.